Molecule: messenger RNA, 967 nt
Organism: Gamsiella multidivaricata
Lineage: Eukaryota; Fungi; Mortierellomycota; Mortierellomycetes; Mortierellales; Mortierellaceae
Product: F-actin-capping protein subunit beta
Exons: 5
Coding region: 54-893 (279 amino acids)
Biological process (GO): cell morphogenesis; barbed-end actin filament capping; actin cytoskeleton organization
Cellular component (GO): F-actin capping protein complex; cytoplasm
Molecular function (GO): actin filament binding
Source: RefSeq, a predicted model, not a curated record
CUUUUUUCUCGACAUCUUAUCGAAUCAAUCACAUCAUCAUCAUCACAUCGACCAUGGACAUGCAGGAUGAAGAAGUCAACCCUCAGGUGAACCUGGCGCUCGACCUGAUGCGUCGCCUGCCUCCUCAAAAUGCAGAGGAGAACCUGGCCUCGCUUGUCACGCUCCUUCCUGACUUGACUGAAGACUUGCUUAACACCGUUGACCAACCGCUGAAGGUCCAGACCUGUGCGAAGACAGGCAAAGAAUACCUCUUGUGCGAAUACAACCGCGACGGUAACUCUUACAGAUCACCAUGGUCGAACGAGUUCUCCCCGCCUUUGGCUGAAGCAACGUAUCCCUCAUCAAAGCUUCGCAGACUGGAGCAGGCAGCCAACGACGCCUUUGAUACCUACAGGGAACUGUACUUUGAAGGGGGUGUCUCGUCAGUAUACUUUUGGGACUUGGAUCCUGGAUUUGCUGGAGUCGUCCUGAUCAAGAAAGUCGGCGAUGGUAACCGCAGAAUGAAGGGCGCGUGGGACUCAAUUCACGUCUUUGAUGUUCAAGAGAAGGGUCGCAACGCACACUACCAACUGACAUCGACCGUGAUGUUGUACAUGGUUACAAACAAGCCGGAACUCGGCCAUAUGAAUCUGAGUGGGAGUAUGACGCGCCAGGCCGAGCAAGACAGUCUGGUUGAUGACCCUUCGAUGCACAUCGCCAACAUUGGACGCAUGGUUGAGGAAAUGGAGAUCAAGAUGCGACACUUGCUGAAGGACGUUUAUUUCGGAAAGACGAAGGAUACCGUCAAUGACCUGCGUUCGAGUGAGUCGCUGGCGAAGAUCAAGAGACAACAAGAAAUGCAGAGGGAGAUUGCGUCCAAACUUCAAGAGAGACAGCCAAAGACUCAACAGUGAAUGUGUUGACUAUAAAGAGGCGACUCUUUAAGUGAGCAAAGCACCCAAUAAAAAAAUUAAAUGUUUAUCUUUAA